AUCUCUUCUCCUUUUACUUCCGAUCAAAAAUUCCCGGUGUCUAUCGCCGCCGUCGGUACCGGAGAUUGUUCAACAGAAAAGGAGAGUGAAAGAAAGAGAGAGUAUAAAUGUGAGUUUGUUAAUUUCAUCAGACGAGUAUCCUGUGGAUAUAAAGAUUGUCAACCGUUAAAACUUGUCAAGCAAGAAUCUGAUGCCUUUGUGUCGUGCUCAAGCAAUCCGACAACAACCAAUCGAAUCUUUUUCGUAAAGGUCGUAGCUUUAAGGGAGCUGAUAGUAGUGUGUUUGUUUGGUUCUUCAAUAAAGUAAUUAGAGCUUUUGGGUUUUAUCUGCGUUCUUGAUUGCAAUUCUUUUUAAUCUUCUGGGACUAGUGAAGAAGCCAUGGAGGAGUCUUCCCAGGGGAGCUUUGUUACAACCAUAAACGAAGAUUAUGAAUCAAUCUGCUGGGGCUGUGGACUAAACCUUGUUCUUCCAUCGUACGCACCUGUUUUCAAGUGUGGCUGGUGUGGUGCAAUCACGAAUCAGAAUCCAGUCAGACCUGAAACCAGAAGCUUUGGAUUGAGACGUAUCCGUGACGGCUGUUUUGUAGCUAUUCUUGCUGUUUUCAUGCUCUUUGUCAUGUGUGGUGGGAUUUGGGCAGCGUAUCCAGUCGUGUUUUCAAUCAGCUUGGCUUGCGGGAUUUUCCAUUCUGUUGUAGCUGUGUCUCUGGCGAUAUCAACAUUAUCAACAUUCAUGGUUGUUGCUUUUAAAUGCGCGGGGAAACCUAUUGAUAUUGUUUAUGGAACCCACCCUGGAGUAGGGAACGGCGCACUUAACAACUAUACCUUUUGUCACUACUGCUCCAAACCAAAGUCACCUAGAACCCAUCACUGUCGCACAUGUGGCAUGUGUGUCCUCGACAUGGAUCAUCAUUGCCCCUUUAUCGGUAACUGUGUUGGUGCUGGCAAUCACAAAAACUUCGUCGCCUUUCUUAUCUCGGCGAUUAUAAGCACAAUCUAUGCUUCUGUUAUGUGUGUAUAUUCCCUGAUUCAUAUCUUGCCACCACCAGAAAAUGGAGCAGCUUAUGCAUCACAUGCUAAUAAUAGUGUAUCGAUUCUGAGAGGGGUGAAGAAUAUCGUACUUGCUUACUUUUCCAACGCUAUCUUCAUCUCUAUUCGAGGUCUUGUUCUAUUAUACCUCUUUGUGGCGAGUGUUUCCGUAGCCAUUGGGUUAAGUGUUUUGCUAUGGCAGCAGCUUAGCUAUAUCUACGAAGGCAAGACUUACUUAAGCCAUUUGAGUUCUCAAGGAAGCGAGGAAGAAGGUGAAAAGAGCUGCGGGAAUCUUUUGACGUUUUUUGGGUGUCCACUUUCGUUUGAAAGGCAUUUGCCAACUAUAAGGAACUUGAGGAAGAGACAUAAGACAUGACAAGAAUGGUGAGUCAAUAUGUUUUGUUAUGUUUCCUCCUGCAACGUCUGGAGCUUGUUCUUCGUCAUUUAGAUUCAUAAAUCAUAAUUGAAGUUAACAGGUCAUGAAGAUGAGCAAAGUUUGUAUCUUGUUUGUGAAAACACAUGUUCAUAGAAUAUAGUAAAUUUGUUAAAGAUAGUAAAUUUUUGUUUCCC
Eruca vesicaria subsp. sativa (arugula) is the source of this 1595-nucleotide messenger RNA. NCBI's taxonomy places the organism in Eukaryota, Viridiplantae, Streptophyta, Magnoliopsida, Brassicales, Brassicaceae. The record is from the annotation of a GenBank genome assembly.